AUGGAAUUGGGACGAAAAAAACGCCGAUUGGCUUAGAAAUGGUCCAACAAAAUGUGCUUUAAAAAGAAUAGAAAACUCUAACCAAAUGAGAAGAUCUGUUGUUGAUUGCUUCGGUAUUACACGUGAACCAACUGGUUGCUAUAUGUUUGUAAUGAGACUUUGCGAUGAAAAUUUAUACCAAUACAUUGAUAAAUCUAUGGGUUAUCUUCGCUGGGAAUGUAUUGCUGAAAUGCUUCGUGGAAUUAUUGAUGGUCUUAAACGAAUUCAUGAUAACGGGCUUUAUCAUGGUAAUCUCCACGGUGGAAACUUGUUAAUUGAAUUUACGCCAGGAGGCAUCAAUAUAAGAAUUUCCGAUAUCGGAUUACAUGUUCCUCAUGACCUUAAUCUUGCUAAAAGUAUAUGCAAUGGAUUACGUCCUGAAAUUAUUAAUAACACUCCAGAAGCAUAUUCAACAUUAAUGAAAAGAUGCUGGCAUCAAGACUCAAAUAAACGACCGAAAGUUACUGAAUUAAGCAAUAUUUUAAAUCGCUGGGUAACUGCGAUUUAUGAAGAUCCUAUCUCAAACUUAUUAAAUGCUGAAAAUAACGAUAGGGUUAGAUCCGAAAAUUUUAUAUUUACUAAUAGAAGAAUUCAUCCUAAAGCAAUUUAUACGAGUCAAUUAUUAAGUUUUCAAUCUUUACCUGAUGAUGCUUGA
Racocetra persica is the source of this 694-nucleotide messenger RNA. NCBI's taxonomy places the organism in Eukaryota, Fungi, Glomeromycota, Glomeromycetes, Diversisporales, Gigasporaceae. The record is from the annotation of a GenBank genome assembly.